UUGAAGACAGUAUUUGAGAUGAGCCAUCACGGGCUAUCUCUGAUACCAGAAGGCACAGCUUCUAAGAAGAUAAUGCUGGCUACAUUGCAACAAGCUCGAUACUUUUCGUGGUUAGUGGUGGCGAACUUGGCCAUAACUCAUGUCACUUAUUUGCUGAUGCCUUUCCUCUUCACCGUUUUGGGAAAUGAUAGAUAUUUGCCUACUACACCUGGGGAGACCUAUGGAUUGAGUCCAAAAUACGAAACACCAUUUUUCGAAAUAACAUUUGUCCUGACGUGCGUCGCUACGGCGUUUUCCGCCAUUAAUCAGACCGGCUACAUUGUGCUCUUCGUCACCCUCAUCUGCCACGAACUAGGUCAUUUCUACGCCAUCACAGAAGCUCUGCACGAGAUUCAUACAAUCUUGACAAAAGAAGAACCAUCCCGGAAUAAUUCUGAGCAAAAUGAAGAUAAAUCCGUCGAUAAACUGUUGAUAUUUUGCGUAAAACAUCACCAAUUUCUGAUGAACUUUCAUGGAAAAAUCCGAGAGAUGUAUAAAGUGAUAUUCGGGGCACAUUUCCUGAGCAUGACGGUCGUUUUAGUGACGACUCUACAGACCAUGAACGUGUGGGAUUAUAGGAACACGAUACUAACAGGGAUGUCAGGAAUUAUGCCUUUAUUUUUGUACUGUUUUGGAGGAGAAAAACUUAUUUCUGCUGGGUUGCAAAUGUCGUCUGCCGCUUACAGCUGUGGUUGGGAAAUGAUGGAAGCAAAACAAGCGAAAGUGGUCCUUCUAAUGCUAUGUCUAGUACAGCGCCCUCUAUAUUUAACUGCGGCUGAUAUAUUCAUAAUGAAUAGGGAGACUUUUGGCGAUGUGGCUCAAGUUGUUUACAAAAUAUACGCGGUUUUCAAUUAAGUUGGGUCGCGUUUCACUCACACGCUUGACGAGUAAAUAAGAAUUGUAAAUGUA
Molecule: messenger RNA, 948 nt
Organism: Helicoverpa armigera (cotton bollworm)
Lineage: Eukaryota; Metazoa; Arthropoda; Insecta; Lepidoptera; Noctuidae
Gene: Or-49
Product: odorant receptor 10a
Exons: 2
Coding region: 19-894 (291 amino acids)
Biological process (GO): sensory perception of smell; detection of chemical stimulus involved in sensory perception of smell
Cellular component (GO): plasma membrane
Molecular function (GO): olfactory receptor activity; odorant binding
Source: RefSeq, a predicted model, not a curated record